AGAUUGCCUAGCUUCUCAAAAGUCAAACAACCCCAAAACCCACAUCUCUUCCCUUUGAAAAGUCUCCAACUUUGAACCCCUCACCAUUCACCAACCAAACUCCUGACUCUCACCCCAUUUCUUUCUCGAAUCCUCGUGAAGAAAAAAAGGCUUAACUAGGCUAAUCAAAUAUCAAAUAGUUUCUCUCUCAAGAAAAAGAAAUAUAUCAAAUAGGUUGCAGAGACACCUGAGUGUGCGCGCGCGGGGCAAGAAGGGAAGAAAAUGGCGUACGUGGACCACGCGUUCUCGAUAACUGACGAUGACAUAAUGAUGGAGACCUCGUAUACGGUGAAUAACAGGCCUCCCAUCAAGGAGAUCGCCCUCGCCGUCUCCCUCCUCCUCUUCGGUGCGUUCGGCAUCAUCGUUGGCCUCAUCAUGGCCUUCAACCACGUCGGCGGCGAUCGUGCUCAUGGGCUCUUCUUUGCAAUACUGGGGUCGAUCUUGUUCAUCCCGGGGUUUUACUAUACACGAAUUGCAUACUAUGCUUAUAAGGGAUACAAAGGCUUCUCUUUCUCCAACAUACCUGCUGUAUAAUAUGCCAUAAGUUGAAAGUUCGUUCAAGCAGGACUCCUUCUCUUGUACAGACCUUUCCUCGAAUUUACUUUUUUUAAAUAAUAAUAAUAAUAAA
Juglans microcarpa x Juglans regia is the source of this 667-nucleotide messenger RNA. Its product is annotated as transmembrane protein 230-like. The transcript is spliced from 4 exons. Gene Ontology annotation, cellular component: endomembrane system. Lineage: Eukaryota; Viridiplantae; Streptophyta; Magnoliopsida; Fagales; Juglandaceae. The record is from RefSeq and is a predicted model, not a curated record. Bases 262 to 573 code for a protein of 103 amino acids.